Messenger RNA from Eubalaena glacialis (North Atlantic right whale), 831 nucleotides. RefSeq names its product synaptonemal complex central element protein 1 (gene SYCE1). The transcript has 12 exons. Gene Ontology annotation, cellular component: synaptonemal complex. The coding region runs from base 1 to 831 and encodes 276 amino acids. Gene Ontology annotation, biological process: synaptonemal complex assembly. NCBI's taxonomy places the organism in Eukaryota, Metazoa, Chordata, Mammalia, Artiodactyla, Balaenidae. The record is from RefSeq and is a predicted model, not a curated record.
AUGGAAAUGGUGAACAAGUUGCAGAAAGCCGGAAGCCUAGAGCCCAGGAUUGACGUCCUGAUUAACCGGAUUAAUGAGGUUCAGCAAGCAAAAAAGAAAGCCAGUGAGGAGCUAGGAGAGGCCCGGACUGUCUGGGAGACCCUGCAGAAGGAACUGGACUCAUUGAGUGGAGAGAAAGUACGCCUGAAAGAGAUCUUGAGCAAAAAGCAAGAGACCCUGAGGAUCCUCCGGCUCCACUGCCAGGAGAAGGAAAGUGAGACACAGAGGAAGCAUACCAUGCUGCAGGAGUGCAAGGAGAGAAUUUCUGCCCUGAACUCCCAGAUUGAGCAGGAAAAGAACAAACAGAGGCAGUUGAGGUUGGAUUUUGAGGAGCAACUGGAGGAUCUGAUGGGCCAGCAUAAGGACCUGUGGGAAUUCCACAAGCCAGAGCAGCUGGCCCUGGAGAUUGGCGCCCUGGACAGCAGCAAGGAGCAGCUGCUCAAGGAAGAAAAGCUGGUGGAGGCAAAGCUGGAGGAUGUGAAGCAUCGUCUGUGCUCCCAGUUUGGAGCAAAGGGCUGCUCAGCAAUCACUGAGGGGCUCUUCCUGCGCAGCGAGGAAGCAGCAGCUGUGGUGCAUCUGUUUGAGGAGGAGAACGAGAAGGCCCAGGAGUUCCUGGAGGCUGCUGCCAGGCGCCAGGAGCAGCUGCAGCAGAAGUGCCAGCAGCUGCAGCAGAAGAGGCAGAGGCUGAAGGAGGAGCUGGAAAAGCUUGGAGUGCAGGUCCCUGCUCAAGGCCAGAACAAGCAAGAGGAAGGGGCUGGCCCAGGAGAAGCUGUGACCCCUUGGAGUCAGUGA